Messenger RNA from Oncorhynchus tshawytscha (Chinook salmon), 3839 nucleotides. RefSeq names its product ATP-binding cassette sub-family B member 6. Gene Ontology annotation, cellular component: membrane. The record is from RefSeq and is a predicted model, not a curated record. Lineage: Eukaryota; Metazoa; Chordata; Actinopteri; Salmoniformes; Salmonidae. Gene Ontology annotation, molecular function: ABC-type heme transporter activity; ATP hydrolysis activity; heme binding. Gene Ontology annotation, biological process: heme transport; transmembrane transport.
UUUGUAAGAAAGUGUCGAUUGUCGAGUGAUGGAAUACUUUACUCCAUGCAUGCCACAAGAAGAAUAAGGACAAUUUACAAGUGGAUACAACAAGAUUACCAUUAUUGUUGUUUUUUACUUUUAAUAUCUCUUCGCGUAAAACGGGUUAUUUGUUUGGAGCUUCAAUUCACUAAAUCGCUUUCCAGCACCAGCUUUUCUUGAGAAGCUACCAUGGUGGUAGUGCAAAGCUACUGUGAGGCCAGCGCUUCCAUCUCCGAAGCCUGGCUGGAGGGCGGCAUCUCGCCCUGCUUCUACUUCACCCUGGUGCCCACCGUCCUGCUUACCCUCUCCUUCUUCUUCGGCGCCUUCCACUGCGUCUGCUACCGCCGCUACGGCACCGAGAUGGAGCCCAAGUUCGUGCCGCGCUCGCGCCUCUAUGGCCUCCAACUGGCAGUCUCCCUACUCCUCCUGCUGCAGUUCCUAGGGGGCUGUGUGGAGGGCAGCCGGAGGAGGGGAGCUCCCGGCUAUGUGGUGCUGUACGGAUGCCUGUCCAUGCUGGGCUGGGUCUGGGCAGUGGCCCUGCUAAGGCUGGAGAGGAGGAGGGUGCUGGUGAGGGACCGGACGCGGGGCCACAGCACGGUGCUGCUGCUCUUCUGGGCUGUGGCAUUUUCAGCAGAGAACCUGGCCUUCGUCUCCUGGGCCAGCCCCUACUGGUGGUGGGGCCUGGAGAACACACAGCAGCAGGUGGAGUUUUCUCUGUGGUUGAUGCGCUACCUCGGCACAGGAACACUCUUCUUCCUGGGCCUGAAGGCUCCGGGGUUGCCACGGAGACCAUAUAUGCUCCUGAUCAACGAGGACGAACGUGACGUGGAGGGCGGCACUGGCCAGCCCCUGUUGGAUGGGACAGAGGAAUCCCAGUCUACCUGGCAGGACUUUGGGCAGAAGGUGCGUCUGCUGGUGCCCUACAUGUGGCCCAAAGGCAGCAUGCUGUUACAGGGCCUGGUGGUGCUCUGCCUGUGCCUGCUGGGUCUGGAGAGGGUCAUCAAUGUCUUUGUGCCCAUCUACUACAAGAACAUUGUGAAUGAGCUGACUGAUGGAAGCAGCUGGAAGACCUUGGCCACCACUGUGUGUGUCUAUGUCUUGCUCAAGUUCCUGCAAGGUGGAGGGGCAGGUGCGUCUGGCUUCAUCAGUAACCUGCGCUCCUUCCUGUGGAUCCGCGUGCAGCAGUACACCAACCGGGUGGUGCAGGUGCGUCUGUUCGGCCACUUGCACUCACUGUCACUGCGCUGGCACCUGGGCCGACGCACCGGGGACGUCCUGCGUAGCAUCGACCGCGGCACCUCCUCCAUCAACAGCCUGCUCAGCUACAUUGUAUUCAGCAUCUUCCCCACCAUCGCAGAUAUCGUCAUCUCCAUCAUCUACUUCAUCACCUACUUCAACGCCUGGUUCGGACUCAUCAUAUUCGUCUGCAUGUUCCUCUACCUCACCCUUACCAUCAUCAUCACGGAAUGGAGGACCAAGUACAGGCGAGACAUGAACACCCAGGACAACAACACAAAGUCCAAGGCUGUGGACUCCCUGCUCAACUUUGAGACGGUGAAGUACUACAACGCAGAGAAUUACGAGGUGAACCGUUUUGAGGAUGCCAUCCUGAAGUAUCAGACCUCAGAGUGGAAGACACAAGCCUCUCUGGCAUUCCUGAACCAGACACAGAACCUGAUCAUCGGUUCAGGUCUACUGGCCGGGUCACUGCUCUGUGCCUACUUUGUCCAGGAAGGCAAGUUUAAGGUUGGAGACUUUGUCCUCUUCGGCACCUACAUCAUCCAGCUCUACACCCCUCUCAACUGGUUUGGAACCUACUACAGAAUGAUCCAGAACUCCUUUAUCGACAUGGAGAGCAUGUUUAAGCUCUUCACAGAGGAAGAGGAGGUGAAGGACAUGGUGAAUGCAGGGAACCUUCUCUAUAAACUGGGAAAAGUGGAGUUUGAGAAUGUGUACUUUAACUACACUGACGGGAAGGAGAUCCUUAAGGACGUAUCAUUCACUGUGCAGCCAGGCCAGACUGUUGCAUUGGUUGGCCAGUCAGGGUGUGGUAAGAGCACCAUCCUUCGCCUGCUCUUCCGUUUUUAUGACGUCCAGGGAGGAUGCAUCCGCAUCGAUGGCCAGGACAUCUCUAAGGUGAAGCAGGUGUCUCUGCGUGCCCACAUUGGCGUGGUGCCCCAGGACACGGUCCUCUUCAACGACAACAUCCGCGACAACAUCCGCUAUGGACGAAUCUCUGCCAGCGACCACGAAGUGGAGGAGGCGGCUAUCGCCGCAGACAUUCACGAGAAGAUCCAGACGUUCCCAGAAGGAUACGACACCCAGGUGGGCGAGAGGGGUCUGAAGCUGAGCGGGGGGGAGAAGCAGAGGGUGGCUAUCGCCCGGACCAUCCUCAAGGCCCCUCAGAUCAUCCUGCUGGAUGAGGCCACAUCUGCUCUCGACACACAGACGGAGCGCAACAUUCAGGCGUCGCUCACCAAAGUGUGCUCCAAUCGGACCACCAUCGUCGUGGCUCACAGGUUGUCGACCAUCAUCGGUGCCGACCAGAUUCUUGUUCUAAGUGACGGUCAGAUAGCAGAGCGAGGACGGCAUGAUGAGCUGCUGGCUAAGGGAGGGUUGUACUGUGACAUGUGGAUGAAGCAGCAACAUGCCCAGGACUCAGACUCAGCCUCUGACACAGAAGCCAAAGACAGGAAGUCUGAGAAACUACAGCCCCCAUCAGUCACUGCAGGCCACAGGAGCCACUGAGGAUAGGGUGAGAGGUUCAAGGAUAUGUAGACAUUGUGAGGAGAUGGAGGAGGACGAGAGACGCAGUGAGAGUAUUAGAUACCUCAAAAGGCUGUUUUGUCUGCACUUUUUUCAGGUAUCUGUCCAUCGAGGUUCAUUCGGUCAUGAGUGAAGUUUUAAGCAGAUAUUUAUUGGGUAUUUAAUGUUUGAUCAUUCAAUCAAAAUGUUUGUGCCAUGAAUGCCUCAGGCCAGUUGUUUUUAAGUGUAUUCAGGAUCGUGUUCAUUAGGUUAACAGAAAAUGUUUUAAAAUGUUUUAAAAUCUAAAAUUAGUGUUUCUUAUUGGACAAGUCCAGGAAGUCCCUCCUUAUUGCAGUCUGUUUUGAUCCGUUUUCUGCGUAAUUAAUCUCACUUGCCCCAGCGCAAUUUUUUUAAAUUGAGUCAAAUGCUCGUUAACGUGUCGGAAAAGAUAGUAGAACGAGUAGCAGAAGCAGGGCGGUAGCUCCCUCCCACACACACUCUUUCUGCAAGUUACGGGCAAGUCUAGGGGGCCAAAUGUCCCCUUCCAAAAUGUGAAAGAUAUGAACACCUGCAAAAUCCUAAUUUAUCCAAAUAAUCAGUGGCAAAAAUCUGUGCACCUCGCUGUUGUCGCAUCCCACAGUCUGUUGACAUACACUACGAUACCAUUUCUGUUACAUGCGUCUGUCCACGAGAGAUUAGUGCCUAAUGAACAUGACCCAGGACUCAGUAUAAUUUGUCCUCUUGCUGUCUGAAGUCGGUUGACUGCAGCCGUCCAGAGAAGUGGCAACAAGUCCAAAGUAGACUAAUACCUACCCUUAAGCGCAGGUAUAGGCAGUUUGGCACAGUGUCUCACAAAACUUUGAAUUGUUGACUAAUGUUUAGGGGUUGACGAAUGUAUUAGUUUUAUUUACAAGCAUCUAGAGAUUAUUUUAUUUUUACUAUACCCACUUUAAGCUUAUUUUUUUUAGCUAUUAUACAAGCAAUAGACUUACAUUAUACUUUAUAGACUAAUGAAACGAUUCAGACCGAAUUGAAUGUUUAAACAAAGAAAUUCAAAAAAAAAAAAAUUAGAA